CAUCGUAAGUACGAGUGGCUGUACUUGCAAGCUAUUACGGCGAGGUUUAGACCGUUUUCAAAAAUAGCGACGUCGUUCGUCUGUAAAGUGGUGUAUUAAAAAAAGUAAUCCUGCUUCUGCAUUCCCUUAGAAACGGCCAUUUGUUAUCCCGUUGGCAGAAAGUGAAAAUUUGCAGCUAUACGCUUGGUUAGGUCGGGUCUGUGUGACCAAAAAGUUAAGUGGCCCAUGAUGACCUUGGGGUAGAAUAGGUGUCGGUCAGUGGCGUUCCCUGGGAUUUUGCUUCUUUUCUCUUUGUAGCGAUGCAGAAACUAGCUUGCUAUUACUGCAUCAUAAAUAUAAGUGACGUAUUAUAUACAGCAUUAUCAAAUCAGCUGUUAUAGCACCAUGUCUACGCUAUUGUGAUCAGAAGUGGAACGGUUCGCCUUUCUGUUUUCUACAUGUGGUUAUACAGUUGAGUGAAAUCGACAGGGCUUAUCAGAAGUUCGGAGAUCUUUCCUUCUAUCUUUGCUGCGGGAAAACGUGCGAGAUAGUUGCAGAACGUGAAAUUUCCCUCGAACUUUCCUGCAUGUGUAAGGUUGAUACAAGUACUAAAACGUUAAUAACGAGUGAUCAAUGACAUAUAAUUUUAUAAGCUCUUUACAAUGGACUGGUUACCUGAUAUUGCUGGAACAACGACUCCGGCGAUUGGCGUACUUUCGAGUUCUGAAUCAGAUGAACAUCUACCCAUCCUUCUGCAGCACCUCCUGGUGGCCAUCGAGAGAGGCAUAGAACGAAUUGAAUGGGAGGGUGUCCGGAAACUCAAGAUUUGUAAUCAUGUAUGUUCAGGUUCAUCACUCCAUUUACCUAGCAACCAUUCAGUGGACACUAAGGACAUUUCGGUCCAGACUAGUCUCUUGAACCUCACGUCACAAAACUCAAAUAGUGAUGAUAAAACUAGAAUGAAGGGUGAUAAAACUGAAACCGAGUUUCAAUCCACUUUAACAUCAGAUAUUAUAGAAAACCACUGCAAUAAUUAUCAGGAUUUCGACUGUAGGGGAAAUUGUGCAAAAUCUUCUCAAACUGUUCAAAGUAAUCAAUGUUGCUUAGAUAUUAUCAGUAGCGAAGACAACAUGCUACCUUCAACCUGUACUUCCAAAAGUGAUGAGUAUGAAAGACAAUGUCUAAAUAUUUGCCAAAAAGAAGAAAAUCAGAAAUUUUCUUCUGAUCCUUCUCAAACUGUGGAAAACCAAGAAUAUUGUUCAAACCUUUCCCAAAAUGUUGAUAAUAAUACUGGAGAAGAACAAAAUGACUCAAAUAUUCUUGUGCUAAAUAACUCGGAGACUGAUUCUUUGGUAGUUAAACCAACUUCAGUUGCAGAUUGCCUUUUUAAACUCACUAAAUCUCCCUCGGUGAAAGAAACAACAAAAUUGAUUUCAUCAAGUACCUGUAAAGAUAAAGAUCUUGACGACGGUUACCAUGACAACGCUUUGUCUCAUCCCACUUGUAUCAGCCAGGUGGAUCCCGAUUUACUACAUUCUGGUAUAGCUUUCCUGCCAGGAUCACGUGAUGUCAGUGGUCGAAGCAUUGUGGUGGUAUUCUGUUCCAUAUUCAGGGAACUCCAGAAAGUAACAGCAACGGAAUUAGCCAGAUUACUGAUCUACUUCCACAGUGUUCCACGAAAAGAAGUGGUUGCCCUCGGUUUCUGCAUCGUGAUUGAUGGUCAACAAUCCCAGGCUUCUGAUUGGACAAUCUUAGACGAGACGUUUUGCUUAUUUGAAGCGAACAUUCCGAAUGCUAUAAACAAUAUUGUGGUGUACACUGAACUCCAACCUGAAGACGUACCUCUAUUUCCAGUGAGCGGAUUUAAGUUUGAAGCUGUCACGGCUAUUGAAAAAUUGCGCACAUUUGUUAAGCGAGAUCAACUACUUCCCCAACAUUCCGGAUACUACAGAUAUGACCACCAAGAGUGGAUUAGUUUCAGAAUGUUUUUAGAACCAUUUAUUACUGGCUGUCAGCUAUCGGGGCGUCAUCUAGUUAGUAUCAUGCAGGAAUUGCGAGGGAGCAAACUUCCAACAACAGCUAUGCUGACGAGCCAAAUAAUCGAACAACAAAAAAGACUUAUCAACCAGGCCUUUCAAGACGAACAUUUGCGCCAUCUAGUGGACGAAGGAGAUACAGUUUUAAAGGAAUUAGAAUCAUACGGAAGUAAAACACAUUGUAAUCCCGAUUACAGGGAUUGUUUGACCAAAGGAAGUAGUUUACAUAGUGAAUUAAAAAAAGCCACAGCUAAACUAGCGAAACUUGCAGACCGAAGGUUGAAGAAACUAGAACAGUUUCUACAAAUGAAGACCUUUGAAGAAGAAGCACACCAGGUAUUGGGAUGGCUAUAUCAAGCUGGGCAGGAAACACUUGAUAAACACCAAAAUGUUGCAGAUUCAUUGCCUGUUAUUAAAGAACAAGAAGGAGAGUUCGAGAAAUUUUAUUUCUUGGCUAUGCGACAGCUUGAGAAAGGAAAUGAUCUGUUAGAGGAGGCAGUUACACUCAAACCAAAGGUAUCAGAAGAGUUUGCUGGUUUACAGGAAGACAAAGGACAGAGCGGGGUUCAGGAGCUAGCUUCAUCGCUGAAAGAAGGUCUGAACACUUUCACGGAACGCUUAGAAGAUACACGAGAACGAUUAGAAGAUACAGCAAAAUGUUACAGUCUUCUUGAUAGAUCUUAUGAGUGGGCUCUAGAAGCAAUGAAGUUUGUUUCGAAGAUGAAAGUAAACCAGCCCACUUCACCUGGACUGGUAACAUUGUUGAAGAAUGUUCAAGAGUAUCUUGAAGACCAUCCUCCAAUCACACAUGAAACGUUUCAGGAAAUGUUGAAAUUGGCAACAAAGUUAGAGAAUAAGAAUCUUUUUGAUCAAUGCAAGAUUGCCCAGACCCGUUGCCAGGAAACAAUGGAUUUAAUCCAGACUAGACGAGCUGACCUCCUGAAAACCAAGCAACAACAGGAACUAGAGACCCUCCAACAGCAGCAGGAAUUAAGUGAUUCAGAUGCUGAGCAGUCCAAUCAAACUAAAUUUCAACAACAGAAUUGGACACCUCAGGGUACAAGCACAUGUAGUGGCUCAUUCACCACAUCUUCUGGCUUUUAUAGGAGGAGAUCAAUAGCUACUUCAACUCCUCAAAGUUAUGGCUGUCCUGUUGGCUCCUACACCUCUUUUCCAAGUAGCUACCAUCCUGUGUCUGGAUUAAAGGAUACACAUGUUGUUGAUGACAAAGAAGAACAUAUCCUCAAUCAAGGACUCAUUACAGAAGAUCUCACUACACAGGGACCAGUUGCAUCAAUCUCACGGAGCAAACUUGAAGCUCGAAGUAGCAGUCUUCAAAAAGAAAUUCAACCUUUAGGUAUUUUUAAAAGUUACAGUGGAAGUAGCCUAUUUGGACUGAAAGAUAAAAUAAUUGGCACUAUUGUUGCUGGAGCUGCUUCCAUUCAGGGUUCCUCCAAAGAGGGACCAUCUCAUCAUCGACCAUUGAGAAAACUGAUGAAACGAUGUCAGACAUGGCAACUCCAUGAAGAUUCUCUUCAGAGGGCUACAUUAGAAGUUCGAGAACAGAAUGAAAAGUUUAGCAUUCAUCAAGCAUCUGUACAAAGCAACCAGUUGGAAGUCAGUGUUUCAAGCUGUGGAAUAAAAACUGAUGAACCAAUUGGUCCAAGCAACACGAAUAGAUGUCCCGUGGGGCACACGCUAUCAGACCCAGGAAACAUACCUGUCCCAGUGAAUAGCCACCUUUUAGCUAGAACUACUAGUCUUGAUCAUUCAAAACUAAAAGAUUUUGAGCAGCAAAAAAAAGGCAAUAAGUUGUUAUUACAUAUCAUGAGAGAAAUGAUUCAGACUGAAAAAGAUUAUGUCAAGUCUUUGGAGUUUAUAAUUGAGAAUUAUUUGCCAGAACUCCUGCGAGAAGAUAUUCCUCAAGCCUUAAGGGGGCAAAGGAAUGUUAUUUUUGGGAACAUUGAGAAAAUUUAUGAGUUCCACAACCAUUACUUUCUUAGUCAGUUAGAGCAAUGUGAAAAUUCACCUUUCCUUGUUGGCCAGUGUUUCCUUGCCUAUGAAUCUCAGUUCUAUCUUUAUGCCUUAUACAACAAAAACAAACCCAAAUCAGAAUCUCUGUUGGUCGAAUAUGGAAAUGCAUUUUUCAAGAAGAAACAGUUGGAACUAGGUGACAAGAUGGAUUUAGCUAGCUACCUGUUAAAACCAGUUCAGAGAAUGGGAAAAUAUGCACUGCUUCUGAAACAGCUAUUGAAGGAAUGCCCUCAGCAUGAACCCGAACAUGAGGAUUUGAAGGCAGCAGAAGAAAUGGUAAGGUUUCAGCUGCGACAUGGAAAUGACCUUUUAGCUAUGGAUGCUUUGAGAGAAUGUGAUGUAAACUUGAAAGAACAAGGUCGACUUCUUCGACAAGAUGAAUUCUUAGUGUGGCAGGGAAGGAGCCGUAAGUCUCUUCGACAUAUCUUUCUUUUUGAGGAUCUUGUUUUGUUCAGUAAAGCUCGUCGUGAUCCACAUCGUAAAGGCCAAGAAAUUUAUCAAUACAAGCUUAGCUUCAAGACAACAGACAUUGGUAUGACAGAAGAAGUUGGAGAUAGUCCUACCAAAUUUGAGGUCUGGUUCCGGAAGAGGAAACUAAGUGACACAUUUGUUUUACAAGCUCCUAGUCCUGAAGUAAAACAAGCCUGGAUUUUGGAGAUUUCCAAACUGUUGUGGAAGCAGGCGCUGAAAAACAGAGAAAUGCGCCUGGCUGAGAUGUCAUCCAUGGGAAUUGGCAGCAAACCAUGUUUGGAUAUUAAACCCAAUGAAGAUCAAAUCAGUGACAGAGCCAUAAAUUUUCAAAGCCUUGGUCGAGCUCUUCGAUUUAGGAAUUCCUUCACUGGCUCUUCAUUUGAUCAGUCACGUAACAACAAACGACCUUGCUCUACUAUCUCAGUAAGCAGUUCUUCUUCUUCUGGCAGCAGCAACACUUCAUUCCUACAUUAUGGUUCUCUUAACCUUGGCUUUGAACCAGGAGAUAGUCCAUUCUCAGCAGGUUAUCGGUCAGUUACCCAGCAAUCACAGUGCUCUACAGAAAGUGGUUUUUCAACAGACCCCAGCCUGGCUAGUGACUCAUGUGGAGAGUCUGAAAGACCUCGCCACAAGAAAGCUGAGCGAAGUGACAGCUUGAUGUCGAAUGACUCUGUCGUUACUCACUUUCCCAUUUCGGAGCACCCCUCUGCUGAGGAUCAAUUGCAGGAAGAGACAGAAACUACAUCAAUGUAACUGAGCUGGUAUGGAAUAAGAAAUGAACUAGUCUGCUAAUAUGGGCAGCUGCCACAGUGCCAAACCAUUUAAUGUUUGUAUCUAAAAACUGGACUUACCACUUUCAAGUUACAAGGCUGUAAGAGAUGUGUGGUUUUAGAAGAGCUCCAUGACAGUUUUCAAUAAAGUAUCUUUAAAGAAGCAUUCCCAUUGACUAUAGUUCAAGAACUGGAUAACUUGGAAAGAUAUUUUCAUAUGUUCCAUCAUUUAAAGUCUAAAAGGCAUCAAACUUGCUUGAAAUAGAUUAUUGAUUUUCCAUUCUCAUCUGUUACAGUCUGUAAAAGUAGAAAGUGACAAGUUACUAAGUUUUUGCGUGUUUUCAAUCUCGCAUGUUAUAUCCUAUGGAAGUAGAAUAUGAUUGGCAAUGAAGUUUUUGUGACAUAGGCUAUUGAUUUUUCACAAUCAUCUGUUAUAAUCUAUAAAAGUUUAUAUAUAGUGACAAGUGACUAUGUUUUUGUAACAUAAGCUGUUGGGUUUUCAUCCCCAAAUAGUCCCUGAAAUUAGAUAGCAAAAUCUGAUCAAGUUUGUUACAGUCUAUCAAAGUAGCCAGAAAUAAGUGACAGUAUUUGCUUUGCAUAAACUUGUUUCCAUAAUCAUUUGUUAAUCUGUGGAAGUAUAUGUCUGUUACCAACUUUGUUUGACAUACAUUCUAAAUUCUCCAUCCCCAUCUGUUACAGCUUAUGAAUGUAGAAUGUGGCUAGUGAACAAAUAUGUUUUUAUGUAAAGUUUUUAUUUUAUGUCAUCACUUGUUGUCCUCUAUCAAAGUGGACAAUGACCAGUGGGGAAAUUUAUUUAACAUGCUUUUGAUUUAGUAUCCUAAGCUUUUGUAUUCUAUAAAAGUAGAAGAUGAAAGUUUGACUAAAUUUGUUUAAUAUAAGGUGUUGAUUUUCCAUCUGCCUUGGGUACUGUGAAAGUAAAAAGUGAUGAAUAACCAAAUUUUUGUGGCAAAGGCUGUUGAUUUUCCACCAGCAUUUUUUACAGUCUAUGAAAUUAGAGGAAGAUAAAUGACCUGAUUUGUUUGACAUUAGCUGUUGAUUCUCCCUUGUUAUCUAUUGUAAUCUGUGAAAGUGAAAGACUUAGUUUUUUAUGAGCAUUGUUAUUUAAGCUUCCAAGUAGAGUUCUGAUGUAUAUCUAUUAUUUUGUUCCUACUUUAAAAUAAUUUGUUAGCAGUGUUCAUUACAUGAUCUGUACUGCUCAGACAGUUUGCAUGGACCAUUAUUGCAUGACGAUUUCAGUUGCAAAUAUUUAUGAAGUUAAUCAUGUUUUACUACCUAACAUGCUUGAACUUAUUGAGCAGUUGGUUAGAAUUUACAAAAUUAGUACAAGAACAUAUAUGUAGGGUAGAAAAAAUCUAAGUCACGCAGUCCUAAAAAAACAACUAAGAAAAAUAGGAAGACUGAGAAUGGCAAAAUAAGAAUCUUGGUUGAGAAAUUUUGAUUGUACAAGAGGCAUAAUAACUUUGCUUGGUUAAUCAUUUAUGACAAUGGGAAGUAUUCAAGAAAAUAAGUUAAACUUGAGGCUAGGUUCUUGUCCUUCUAAGCUCUGAAACUUCCAAUUACCAGACUCAUUAAAUCACUGGACAAUUUGUAAAUCAUAAUUAUUUACAGCAAAGAGCACAAUAGUGGAUUUUUUUUCGAUUAAUUUAGUACUUUAGAGAAGGGUCACAAAGAAUAACUGGAGGUGGUGAAAACUUUAUGUGGAAAUGUAAGUUUGUGAUUGCUUUUGUCAUUGUGGACUAUUUUUUAAGCAUCUUACUGUAUACUUGUUUCAAACAUAUUGGUUAUGUUCAUAACCUAUUUUCAUUUUAAAAAAUCUUAUUACAAUAGAAUACUAACAGUUAUUAAAUUUUGCUUAAAUUAAGUUUGAAAAAUAUCCUAUUUUGUUUUGAUAAAAAACAAAAUAUUUUGUGAAACAAAAAAAUACUCUAACAUUCAUUGUGUAGUUAUGGGGCAGAACAACUGUGGACUUGACAAUAAACAGCGGAACCUUUGUUAAGCAUUAUUCACAAUGACAGAAGUUAAAAUUAGGAAUGAAGUAAUUUAAGAUGAAAUGAAGGGCAAUAUAAUUAUAAUCCAUAAUUAACUUUUGUAUCUUAGACUAAUUCAUUUUUUAUGUUAAAUGCUUACUAAACAUCUUUUUAUUUUAACUUUUAGUUGUAUUUGCCUAAAAAUAGUUUGGAAAAUGUUAAUAUAGAGGGUUGGGCAAAAGUCACUGUACAGUUGUUUCAUUUGUAACAUUGUUUAAUUUCUAUUAAAUAAAAACUCAUCUCUUUUUUUGUAUAUAUAUCUUUUUUAAUCACUUUUAUGUGAUUGUUGGGUUUGAGAAAACUUGUAUUUGGUAUGAAAUAUUCUUAUGAAAAAUAUGAAGUAAUACUGAUAAUACAUUGACAUGAAACCCUUUGUAGCUGAUACUUCAUCAAUAAGUUUUAGUGUUCAUAAACCUUCACUUAUUCAGAAACUGAGGAUAUACUAGUUUUUCAUGAUCACACAAUAUUACUGAAUAGAAAUUUUAGGUCUGGCUGUUUUAUAAAUAUUGAACAAAAAAUCCCUGACUACAUCAGCUGAUAAACAAAUCUCAUUUAUUUAUGAAUGUAUUUGUUAAAAUUAUUUGUACUGAUAAUUUUAGAUCAUUUCUACAUUUCCAUUUAAGAGUGAAAAUCUGCUUUGUGCAAAGAAAUAGUUUUUACGUUUUAUCAAUACAUCAGUGACGCCUCUUCAGAUUUGUAAAUAUGACUUUACUAGAGAUUUUAAAGAUUAAGUUACAUUAUAUUGUCUUUUAGAAAUUUGUAUUCUACAAAUAUAAAUGAAAAAGGAUUGCUGGUUAGUUUUAUUGAAAUGUUGUAAAUUGUUUAGUAUCAAAAGGUGUGGUUUAUAAUUGCCCUAGAGCUUCUGUUCAAGUGUUUUCCUAUUGGCACGUACACUUCUGUAUUGUGAAGCUACAUUGCCUAUAUUAAUGAUUAAGUUUUAUUUCAACAAGAGUUUGGUGUUAACCCAGGCUAUUAUGCCUGAUCAAUUAUUGCUAAAAUAUUUGUCUAAGUUUCUGCUUUGUUGAGAACAACAUCAAAUGAAAGAUUUUUCAUUAUAGUUUAUCAUGAAAUUUGUACAUGAUUAUGUGAAAGCAAGUAGAAACUCUAAAACUAUACCAUUUUGGAGUUCAUUUAUUUGUAUUCUCUUUUAAAUACAGUGCUCUUUCAGUUCCAUAGCUUGAAUAGAGUGAUCUGAUAGAUAGUAAAAAUAAGUAUAGCUACUGAUGAGACAAUAUUAUGCUACAUUUUUUAAAUCAUUUUUAUGUUGUAACAUAAUGAAAACUAUUUAUAAGUAAACACAUGUUUUAAAUAAAAUAUAAAAGAUCUAGCACAUUUUCAUAUAGAAAAUCCACUCAGAAUUUAAAUUUUCUGAAUGGAAAAGCAAAAUUUGUUUGGAAUCAUUAGUUAAGAAAUUUAUUUUUCAGGAAACAGAAAUAGAUACAACUGUGACAAACUUGUUGCUAGCUCAGCUGGUGUAAGAAUAAAAUAACCUAAGUCAAAUUUUUGGUAAUAUGGUAAAAAAGUGUCCAGAACGUGUUGUGUGUAUAUAGCUGUGUACAAAAUAUAUUUUCAUUUUAAUUAUUAACUUGUUUAAAAAAAGUGAUAACAUUGAAAAUGGCAGCUGUUAUGUGGUGUAACAUUAGUGCCAUGUGUCCAUAGUUAUAAAGGGCUGUUACAAUAUAUAUAUAUAUAAAUAUAUAUGUAUAUGUCAUUAUUAUUAACAUUAUUGUACAAGUAAUUUUCUA
Messenger RNA from Limulus polyphemus (Atlantic horseshoe crab), 9083 nucleotides. RefSeq lists its product as uncharacterized. The transcript has 25 exons. Bases 642 to 5273 code for a protein of 1543 amino acids. Gene Ontology annotation, molecular function: guanyl-nucleotide exchange factor activity. The record is from RefSeq and is a predicted model, not a curated record. NCBI's taxonomy places the organism in Eukaryota, Metazoa, Arthropoda, Merostomata, Xiphosura, Limulidae.